This is a messenger RNA of Cucumis sativus (cucumber), 2391 nucleotides long. RefSeq names its product transcription factor EGL1 (gene GL3). The coding region runs from base 195 to 2129 and encodes 644 amino acids. NCBI's taxonomy places the organism in Eukaryota, Viridiplantae, Streptophyta, Magnoliopsida, Cucurbitales, Cucurbitaceae. Gene Ontology annotation, molecular function: protein dimerization activity. The record is from RefSeq and is a predicted model, not a curated record. The transcript has 9 exons.
UUAACUCUUAACUUUUAAGAACCAAAAUUGAAAAAGGGCUUGCAGCUGAGAAGAUGGUUUCCACUUUUUCCAGUAUAUUACUUUUCUGUUCAGAAAGCUGCUGCUGCUCUGUGUCGCACGGCUAAAGCCUUAAAGGGCUUUUGGGUUUUGCCAUUCCGUGGCGUUUGAACCAAAUCUUAAGCCCCUUAUGGCUAAUGGCUUGCGAACCUGGGUUUCUCAGAAAGCAGCUUGCUGUUGCUGUCAAGAGCAUCCAGUGGAGCUAUGCGAUUUUCUGGUCACCGUCGUCUAGGCAACAUGGGGUGCUGGAAUGGUGUGAUGGCUACUACAAUGGAGACAUCAAGACGAGGAAAACAGUUCAAGCUGAGGAUGUCCACGUCGAUAAUAUGGGCUUACACAGAAGUGAACAGUUGAGAGAGCUCUACAGAUCUCUCUUAGAAGGUGAAAGUGAACAACGAACAAAGAAGCCUCCUGCCUCUUUGUCUCCUGAAGAUCUAUCUGAUGCAGAAUGGUAUUACUUGGUUUGCAUGUCCUUUUUCUUCAAUCAAGGCCAAGGGUUGCCUGGAAGAGCGUUAGCUGAUGAUCGAACUAUCUGGUUAUGCAAUGCUCAAUAUGCAGAGAGUACUGUAUUCUCCCGUUCCUUGCUUGCAAAGAGUGCAUCAAUUCAGACUGUGGUUUGCUUUCCUUACCUUGGCGGUGUUAUAGAACUAGGUGUAACUGAGCAGGUUUCGGAGGAUCCUAGUCUUCUUCAACACGUCAAAGAUUUUUUACUGAAGUUCUCAAAGCCAAUAUGCUCUAAGAAACCUUCUUCCGCUGCUUAUAAAGAUGAUAAUGGUAAAGAACCAAUGACUGCCAAAUCUGACAAUGAGAUUGUUGAAGUUUUGGCAAUGGAGAAUCUCUACUGCUCAACAGCCGUGAAAUUUGACGGGAAGUCAGUAAAUGGGAUUCAAAGGAAAAACAAUGAGUUUGGCAUUGAUUCUCUAGAUGAUUUUUCAAAUGGUUGUGAACAAUAUCACCCAAUGGAAGAUACUUUAAGACUUGAAGGUGCCGAGGGAGGGGCCUCUCGUUUCCAGAGUUUGCAGUUUCUAGAUGAUGACUUCAGUUACGGUUUUCAAGAUUCCAUGAAUCCUAGUGACUGUAUUUCCGAAGCUUUGGCAAAUCAGGAGAAAGUCUCAUCUUCUCCAAGAUUGAAAGAUGCCAACAAUUUACCUUUGAAAGAACAUCAAAACCCGAAUCACACUCAAUCAGGUUCCUUAGAUCCCAGUUCUGACGAAGACAUGCACUACAAGAGAACUAUCUUCACCAUUUUGGGAAGUUCAACUCAAUUGGUUGGAAGUCCCCUUCUCCAUAAUUUCUCAAACAGGUCUAAUUUCAUACCAUGGAAGAAAGUAGUGGCUGAGACACAUACGCCCCCCAUGCAACAAAGAAUGUUAAAGAAGAUUUUGUUUGCAGUUCCAUUAUUGUCAGCUGGUUCUCUAAAAGGCCUCAAGGAUGAGGAACAAUCGAUCUUGAAACAGGGUAACAACGACUCCUGCACGAAAAAUGCCACACUUGACAAAUUAAAAGAAAAUGAAAAAUUUAUGGCCCUUAAGUCGAUGUUACCUUCACUUAAUGAGAUCAACAAAGUAUCGAUACUCAACGAUACAAUCAAAUAUCUGAAGAUGCUUGAAGCAAGAGUACAGGAGUUAGAAACUUGCAUGGAUUCGUUAUAUUAUGAAGAAAGAUUCAGAAGGAAAUAUCUUGACAUGGUGGAGCAGACUUCAGAUAACUAUGACUAUGAGAAGAUUGAAGGCAGCUUAAAACCUUCAACGAACAAGAGAAAAGCCUGUGAAAUGGAUGAAACUGACCUGAAGCUGAAGAAUGAUUUUCCCAAAGUUGGACGUAAGCUAGAUGUGAAAGUCAGCAUGGAAGAGCAUGAAGUUCUCGUUGACAUGCACUGUCCAUAUCGAGAAUAUAUAUUGGUCGAUGUCAUGGAUGCUUUGAACGAUUUGCAACUGGAUGCCUACUCGGUUCAAUCUUCUGAUCACAAUGGUCUUUUCUCCUUGACCCUCAAAUCUAAGUUUCGAGGGAUGGCGGCUGCAUCAGUUGGGAUGAUCAAACUAGCACUUUUGAAAGUUGUCAACAAGAGCUGAGAUAUGAGAAAACAGCUUAAAAUAUGUAGUGAGACAUUUUCUGCAAGUCAGUAAGAGUACAAAUGAGUAGAGAGAAAUGGCAAUUAGGAGAAGAAAAAUAAUCUGACAUUCUAGUUCUAACAUCCUCCCCUAGGAGCUUACAGAUUAGGCAAAGCUCAAAAUCAACUGAUAAAGACUGACUUGUUAGCCUUUUUAGUCAUAAAUAUUUGAUAAUUUACUGUUGCUGAUUGCUACCCACAAUCAAGUUACCCUGUUUCAAUCA